AUGAUAAGGCGCGACUCAAAGACUGACGAGAUGUUGAAAUUGGACGAAAUGGAAUGUAAGAACGUGUCUAAGAAAACGAGGAAAAAUUUAGAAGAUAAGAAAAGUAAGUGUCACAAGAAGAAUAAGCAUACCACUAACAGUGGACGUAAGUUGAGAAGCAGCAUGGAGCAUGCUCUGUGCAAGGAAGAACCUCAGGAAGAGGAGACAUCGAUAGAACUGCUGUAUCUCACAAAGGAUUCUAUAGACUCUAAUGUCUCCUGUAAAUUGGAAGUGGAGCCGUCUGUGUCCAAUGAGAACAAUUAUAUCCUGGUACCUCCGUUGGAGAGUCUGAAAGAUGCAGGAGUUAGUAUGGAGGAAUUAUUGGAACAGAGUAUGCAUAAGAUCUCUAAAAAUCAAAAGAAUAAUAGGUGGAAACACAGUUACAAGAUGAUAUUCUUGCGAAAGUGUGUGGCCAAUGGUAGCCAGUCAACAGGGGAUGAAAUCAAUCAGAGCACGUCUUCUGAAAACCAUGAGCGUAUCCCUAAGAUGGAGGAUUUCACAUAUGAAAAUUCCGGAAAAAUUAAAAGGGACCAAAAAUGGACGAGGAAAUUCAAUCCUCUGUCCCUGCAUUAUACGGAUAAAAAUAGACCUUAUUUAAAAUGCUCAGCAUGCGGCGCAACCUUCUUCAGUCCGAAUACCUACCAAAGGCAUCUAAUCUCACACAUCCAUGAAAUAACGGAGAGUUACAUGUGUAAUUUUUGUAAUUAUACAAACACGGAACUCGGAAUGUUAUUUGCUCACUUGACCAAGCAUCAAAAUCAAUGUGAAUCCUGCAACGAGAAUCUGUUGCGCAAGGAUAAUUAUGAAAAGCAUCAACGCUCAAGCAGUUCGUUGGAGUUCACAUUGAAGCGCGAUCAUCACGGAAUGUUCGUCUGCGCGGUUUGCGAAUUAGUGUUCGAUCUCUCAGCUCAAUUGGAAAAACACUGGUUCAAACAUACCUGCAAGAGACGAAAAUCCUAUCAGUGUAACGAAUGUAGCGGUAUGUAUGAGAAUAUGGAGACCUUGAAGAAUCAUAUAUGCUUGAAGUGUCCCAUUUGCGGUGAAGUUUACGAGAGUCUGCACAGAUUAAAAACACACACAAGGUGGACGAAGCAUAAUCUAAAGUGUCCAAUCUGCUCCUACGAAUUUGUUCUUUCUAUGGACCACAAGAAGCAUAUGGCCCUACACAGAAAGGUUUAUCAGCCCAUGAAGGAUUAUAUGCACUGUUUGCGCGCGGCUGAUGGCAAGACGUUUCAAUGCAAUCUCUGCGAUAAGAUAUUUUACGCUUUACCUGCCCUUUUUACGCACCUUACGGAAGAGCAUGAUGUGGGAAACGUGAAAACAGAAGAGGCGAUGGAAGAUGAUAAUUAUGAACUGAAGGGAGACGCUAUUAAUAUCGUUGUAGUUCCUGAUUUUAAAGAUACCGUUGAUUGUAACUAUUUCGACAAUUGUGAUGACAUGGAUCCUUUACAACAGGACACCGAUCUCUACGAUCCAUCAUAAAAUAUGAUAAGAGAGAGAAUAUCGAUCCGCUUGAACUUAAAUUAUAAAAAUAAAAGCAACAUUCUUCUGAGAAUUGUUGGUGCUUUUGCUAUCGACCAAUUUCUCAAGGAUUUUCAUAAUAUUGAUAUUCAAAUCGGAUUACCAAAUGAAAAACUGAUACAAUUGUAAGUGCCGUUUACAAAUUAUAGAUAUGUAACUUAUGUAUAAAAUGCUAUUUUUAAAGAUGUAUUAUUUGCUUCAAAGUUUUGAUAUCAAUUUAUACAAAAUGUUAAUUUUACACAGAUCGUAUAUCUUUCUCU
Molecule: messenger RNA, 1820 nt
Organism: Camponotus floridanus (Florida carpenter ant)
Lineage: Eukaryota; Metazoa; Arthropoda; Insecta; Hymenoptera; Formicidae
Product: zinc finger protein 83
Exons: 2
Coding region: 1-1521 (506 amino acids)
Biological process (GO): regulation of transcription by RNA polymerase II
Molecular function (GO): DNA-binding transcription factor activity; RNA polymerase II cis-regulatory region sequence-specific DNA binding
Source: RefSeq, a predicted model, not a curated record